Messenger RNA from Vigna radiata var. radiata (mung bean), 1236 nucleotides. RefSeq lists its product as uncharacterized. Lineage: Eukaryota; Viridiplantae; Streptophyta; Magnoliopsida; Fabales; Fabaceae. The coding region runs from base 1 to 1236 and encodes 411 amino acids. The record is from RefSeq and is a predicted model, not a curated record. The transcript has 8 exons.
AUGGAGAUAAUUUUUAAUGCAAAGCGGUGCCCUGAUCAGAGUAGGUUGGCCUACACUGAGUAUUUGCUGAUUAGUGAGGCUAGCCAUUGGUGGAGCAGCAUGAGAUCGUUGCUUGAGAAUAGUGAUAAUGUCAUAUUUGCUAAAGAGGUGGAAUUUCUACAGUUAGUACAAGGUGGUAUGUCAGUUUUUGAGUAUGCUGAUAAGUUUAAACAUUUUCUUCGUUUUCACACGUUGUACAUGGAUAAGGAGUGGCAAUGGGAGAGAGCUCAAGUUAUAGGAAAGACAAAGACGGAAAUGGAUAGUGAGCAAAAGCAACCUCCGAGAAUUGGUAGACUAUCUGGGUCGAAGCAUUGUCAAGUGACUAGGAGGACACCUUAUUCUAGACCUCCCUCUCAUGGGUCUAGAGGCUGUGGGAAAGAAGAGCAUGUAGUUGUAGACUGUACAUCAACUAGAGGGUCAGGAUCUCAAUCACAGAGGUCAAGUCUGUCUCAGCACAGAGGAGGUGGUAGACCUCAGGCUGCAGGCAGGCUAUCUACCAAUCGCAUUCUCAUAGAUUGCGGUGAGAAAAGGUUGUUGUUUCCUGAGAAAGAAGAGUCGGUUGUGUUGUCUUCAGGGCAGUUAAGGAAUGAAGUGAAGGAAGGGUCUUGUUGUUUCUUGGUUUUGACGCAUAUGGAAGUAGAUCAGAGUGAAAGGAGUUUAGAUCACUCAAUUGUGAGUGAUUUAUUGGAUGUGUUUCCUAAGGAAGUACCGAGGUUACCUCCUCAGAGGGAGGUUGAGUUCUCUAUUGAUCUGGUGCCAAGUGUAGGGCCAAUAUCAAUAGCUCCUUACCGGAUGGCUCCAUAUGAGUUAGUGGAGCUGAAGAAACAAAUAGAGGAGUUGUUAGAGAAACAGUUUAUCAGACCAAGUGUCUUGCCCUACACAGAGCAUGUUGAUCACCUCAGGACUGUGUUUGGGGUGUUAAGAGAGAAGAAGUUAUAUGUCAAACUGUUUGAGUACGAGUUUUUGAUGGAAGAAAUGUGUAAGUCUAGAUUUCAAGAGCUAAAGCAGAGGUUGACGAGUGCUUCGGUGUUGGUGAUUCCUGGCAUAGGGAGACCUUUUGAGGUAUAUUGUGAUGCCUCUUAUCAGGGACUAGGUUGUGUGUUGAUGCAGGAGAGGAAGAUUUGGAGGCACUAUCUUUAUGGUGCACAGUUCCAAGUGUUCAGUGAUCAUAAAAGCUUGAAAUACCUUUUUGAUUAG